AUGGAAAAGUCCAGAAGAGGCUUAGAUGAGAACAUCUACGGGGUUUUUGCUGAAGCGGGCCGGGAUGACCGUCGACAGCGACCGUCUUCAACGAGCAAAACCAACAAGCCUGUCAGCUUCGUCAGAGGGCAGACCCUACAGCCAACCAAUGUUUCAGCCAGGAAAGUUGACGACGAUGCUGCCAAGGUAGAAUCGGAUGAUGAGGUUGACAGCAGAUUUGUUUUGGAUGCAAAUGCUCCGAAUGCCCAGGGCUUGAAACCAACCAUGGAAGGGCCAAAGUUACCAGCCCGAAACAAAUUGUCGUUCAAUCAGAUGGCCAACAAUUACGGAAAGGGUUUUUCGAUGCUGCAAAAGAUGGGUUUCACAGGUGGUGGUUUGGGUAGGCACAAUGACGGCAUUGCAAAUCCGAUUGAAGUACAGAAGCGCCAAGGGAAGAUGGGUUUGCAGGAUGAUGGAGAAAUGGUAGGUCAAGACCUUUAUGGCAAUGAAGGGAACGAAGCCGGACGCCGUUCUCUGGAGGAACUCCUUUUCCCAACAGAUCAGCCAAAGGGAAAGCGUGAGUCAGUCAGUGAUGGCUGGAAACGUGAUGGCAAGCCGAAGAGGCAAAAAACAGUUUACAAGACAGCAGAUGAAGUGGUUAGUGAGCCCACAAUGCGUAUCGUUGACAUGCGUGGCCCAGAGGUGAAAGUGGCCUCAUCGUUCUCAGAGCUUGCUGCCAGUCUGGCAGGAGACUCUGUGAGGAGUUUGAAAGAGCUCCGACACAAUACUCGCUUAUUGGUUUCUCGCUAUGAGGAGAAGAUCCGAGCGAGCAUUGAGCGCCAACGGCAUUGCGAAGACGUCCUCUUAUCUGUCGCCAAAGAGAAAGAAAGGGUCGAGGCAGCUGAAAAAGUCAGUGAUGCAGAGCUGGCAACGUGCAAACACCUUGUUACAGAGAUCGAGGCCUUACGUGAGCAGCAAGACCAGGGAACUCUGAGCUUGCUCGAUCUCGCCGACAAUUUCAGCCGCUUGCAGAAGGCUAGGCCUAAAGAGUUCAGAAUUCUGGCGGCAGUUGAUGUGGCAUUUGCACUAGCACUUCCCACAGCCAGACGCGAGUUUGCUACCUGGCAACCACUGAAGCAGCCGCAUGAUCGCUUGAAAGCCAUUGCAAGAUGGCAAGAUAUGGCCAGUGCCAAGACUCAGGAGCAGUUCUCAGCCUUGAUCGAAGCUUCUCUGCUUCCCUGCCUGCGUAAGGCGCUGGUAGUGUGGUCGCCGCGUGAGCCAGAACCUUGUAUCAGGUUGGUGGAGAGGUGUCGAACACUUCUGCAGCCGGUAUAUGCAGACUCGCUGAUUGCAGAAGUUGUUCUUCCCCGAUUGCGCUCCGAAAUCGAGGGUUGGGACCCACGAUUGGACACGUCAUCGCCACAUCUAUGGCUGCAUCCUUGGCUGCCAUUACUGGGCAAACAAAUGGAUAUUUUGUGGGCACCGAUACGUUUCAAGAUAUCCUCCUGCCUGGACCGUUGGGAGUCUUCGGACAUGUCUGCCCAUGCAUUCUUGAAGCCAUGGCAGCAUGUUUUUGACCCAUCCAACUGGGACCCUCUCAUUGAAAAGGUCUUGUCCAAGAUUGAGAAAUCAAUAGGACAAACGCCAGUGGAGCCGGAUGGUCAGAAUUUGGAGUCAUUAAGGAGCCUUUUUGCAUGGAUGGACCUUGCUCCUUUGGACAACAUUUCGCGUGUCCUGGAGUCCGCGUUCUUUCCACAGUGGCACGGCGCACUCAGACGCUGGCUUCGCGAUUCUGAGUGCGACUUUUCGGAGGUGCUGCAGUGGUACCAAGGGUGGAAAGCACUUUUCCCGAAAGAGCUUAGAGAGCAAGGCCGCAUCCAGAAGCAGUUUGCAAGUGGACUGGAGGUGAUGAAACACAUGAUGACACAUGGAGUUCCAGAUAUACCCGAUUCUGAGGGCCCUGCAAGCUCGAAAGGAGAUGACAAUCGCUCCCCAGCAUCUGCAAGGCUACCUGUUGAUGAAAUCAGCCUAAGCUUGAGCGAGUACAUCUCUGAAGUUGCAGCUGAAGAAGGGCUGAUCUUUCUUCCAAAGAAGCAGCGGCGCAAUGGAAAGCAAGUUUAUCAGCUCGGGGCGGCCACGGUUCAGCUUGACAAAAACCUCAUCUAUGUUUCGCCACCAGCCAAUGGCGACGGCGAGUGGAAGGCUGCCUCCAUGGAUGAAGUACUUGCGCUGGCGCGCGCGACGCCGCGCAAAAAAAAGUAA
This is a messenger RNA of Symbiodinium pilosum, 2241 nucleotides long. The record is from the annotation of a GenBank genome assembly. Lineage: Eukaryota; Dinophyceae; Suessiales; Symbiodiniaceae.